GACGGAAGGAAAUCCGAAUCUUCAUCUGAGUCUUCACCUCCUAACGUUGUAAACUUGGAAACUGUUGAAACGUCUAGCUCCUCCAUUUCUACUACUAUGGAUAUUUUUUUAACGAAGGACGUGUCUAAACUAAUGAAAGAUCUUAGGAUUUACCUACUUGACAAUUUUUUUGAAAAUCUAAAUUUUACAUACAACUUAAUUGGAGAAAAUAUGUUCGUAAUAUAUUUAUUGAACGUGCAGCUUAUAUUUCGAUGGUGUCACACAAUCGGGGAACUAAUUGAAACAUUCCCCCAGCGGCGCACUUAUGGGGCGCAAAGCGCCCCACAU
This is a messenger RNA of Racocetra persica, 327 nucleotides long. The record is from the annotation of a GenBank genome assembly. Lineage: Eukaryota; Fungi; Glomeromycota; Glomeromycetes; Diversisporales; Gigasporaceae.